AUGGCCGCAGGCGUGAUCCGGCCUCUCUGUGACUUCCUGCCACCCCUGCCCACCCGCCGGCCCUUCCUGCCCUCAGACCCGGAGCCCCAGGAGACCUCUGAGGACGAGGACGACGAGGAAGACGAGGAGGAGCCGGAGGGGCCAGGCGGCCGCAGCCCAGCCCCCGAGGCCUCGGGUUGGGCCCCAGAAGCAGGCCCCCCGGGUCCCAGCAGCCCCGAGACACCCCUGCAGCUGCUGCGGUUCUCCGAGCUUAUCAGUGGUGACAUCCAGCGGUACUUUGGCCGCAAGGACAGGGGGCAGGACCCCGACGCCUGCGACAUCUACGCGGACGACAGUGCAGCCCAGGACGUCCCAUGCGCUGACCUGGCACGCCUGGCCCCGGGUGGGCCCCCAGAUGGCGACCAGGCUGCGGAGUCCGGGGUCCUCUCUCCCAGGGGUCCCGAGGGGCAGGCCUGCGGGCUGGGGCCCCUGGCCGAGCUCUUCGACUACGGGCUGCGGCAGUACUCAGGGCCUGGGGCCCCAGCCGGCAGGCGGCUCAGGCUGGAGCGAAAGUAUGGCCACAUCGUCCCCAUGACCCAGAGGAAGCUGCCUCUCUCCUUCUGGGAGGAGCCGGCCCCCGGCCCCCUGGGCCUGCUCCUCCCUGGCACGCCUGACUUCAGCGACCUGCUGGCCAGCUGGUCAGCGGAGACUGGCCCCGAGCUGCCCGGGGGAGGGGCCCAGGCCCUGGACGGGGUAUAG
Leptonychotes weddellii (Weddell seal) is the source of this 738-nucleotide messenger RNA. It is a transcript of the gene PERCC1, whose product is annotated as proline and glutamate rich with coiled coil 1. The record is from RefSeq and is a predicted model, not a curated record. Lineage: Eukaryota; Metazoa; Chordata; Mammalia; Carnivora; Phocidae.